This is a messenger RNA of Ochotona curzoniae (black-lipped pika), 3874 nucleotides long. It is a transcript of the gene TOMM40L, whose product is annotated as translocase of outer mitochondrial membrane 40 like. Lineage: Eukaryota; Metazoa; Chordata; Mammalia; Lagomorpha; Ochotonidae. Gene Ontology annotation, molecular function: transmembrane protein transporter activity. Gene Ontology annotation, biological process: protein import into mitochondrial matrix. The record is from RefSeq and is a predicted model, not a curated record. Gene Ontology annotation, cellular component: mitochondrial outer membrane translocase complex; mitochondrial outer membrane. The coding region runs from base 1492 to 2418 and encodes 308 amino acids. The transcript is spliced from 10 exons.
CAGGGUGGGGAAGUGGAAAAUGGGUACCAAGGGGCAUGAGGGCCAGGGUCAGAGGGCAGCUGUGAGUGGCCGUGUCCCUGUCCCAGUUAAUGUGUAAUGAGGGGAUAUGGGUGGGGGUGGGGUGGAACCAGAGCCCUGAUCAAUGUGAAUACCCUACUCUCAACUAAGCCAGUUCUGGAAAAACAGCCCCUGCUGUCCCCUCUCUGCUGGACGGUCCUAUGAAAGAGGCAAGUAGGAAGCUUCCACCAGGAUAAAGGUUGAAGGUUUUCUGGUCAUCUGGUCACCUUAUCUGUAGCUAGUCAACACUGAGUCAGCAGGAGCAUCCUCAGCCCUCCAGCUAAGACCCUGGCCUGGAUUUGAGGGAGGGCAGAGGUUUAUCCCAGCUCAAAGCACCAGGGUGAAAUCAGCUAAAGAGAUAACAGAAGUAUUUGUGCCUUCACCCUUUUGACCUCAGAACCCAUUCCUAUAGAUCUGGCACACUCCAGGGAGACCUUGGGGGAGGUGUGGGAGCUAGGAGAGAGGGGAGUGAGCAGAGACCCCCAAAUCUUACUCCGACUCCUGCUGUUCCUCUGUGGAGACUGGGGAACUGGAAGCUCACGCCACUGGCUUGUCCUAGCCCUGCGGUGGAGAGAGCCUUGGGGUGGAGGCCCAUUCUUAGAUUUUUGUGGCCAACGCUUUCUGCGGACUCAAAGCGGGAAGGGUUAAAAUGAGAGUAGCCAUUGCAGGAAAUAAUUGCUCCCGGUUUCACAGUAACUGCUUGUUCUAGAGGGCCAACUUUGAUAGGCUUUGGACUGUCCAGAAGGGAGGUGUAGGUCCGUGCCCGGGGAGAGGGCCGAGCUUGGGUAGUACUCAUCUCGUGAAGAGAACUAUGGGGCCCCACGGGAAGCUGGGGGAGCCCUAAGGUCCAGGAUUCUUCCAGGUUAUUUUUCCCCACUUUUUUCGGGUUGGAAAGAAGCUUCAGCGGCUCGAGCUGUAAGACUGCUCCCCCUAGCGUCCGACACCCUCAAAGGCUCUCGGCGACCUUCGAGAGGCCUGGCGGGCUAAGGCCCGCUACUUAAGUCUAAGGAGCCACCAAUCAAGUUGUGCCCGCCUCUGCAGCACGGAGGCUGAAGCUCCCGGGCUCUCAGACCUGCCACUCCUCCUCGUCCUCCUCUCCCAUUGGAUCCCGGGAGACUGAAGCGCCGGGGAGGGUUGGGUCUUUGCUAUCUUUUUUUUUUUUGCCAGGGCCAAAUAUGGCGCCCGUGGCCAUGCUAGAGAUGCAGCAUGAAGCUGCAGUUCUGCCAUCACUCAAGAUGGCUGCCCCCAUCAAGAUGACCGGGGUGUGCCGGGAGGAAAGGGGCAGCUGGACGGUCUGAGAUGGUCUAGCGUCGAACCAUGUGGAAGUUUCUGGGACUGGGGAACCAGAGGAUGAAGGGUGGCACCCGGGGUGGAUAGAGGGUGCAAUAGCUUCUUUUCCCAGGCUAGCCCUCCCUCCCUGUCCUCUGGGCUAAAAUGGGGAACACAUUGGGCCUGGCACCGCUGGGAACUUUGCCCCGCCGGAGCCCCCGCCGAGAGGAACCUCUGCCCAACCCUGGGAGCUUUGAUGAGCUGCACCGACUGUGCAAAGAUGUAUUCCCAGCACAGAUGGAGGGAGUGAAGCUCGUUGUCAACAAGGUGCUGAGCAGCCAUUUCCAGGUGGCUCACACAGUGCACAUGAGUGCCCUGGGUUUGCCAGGCUAUCACCUCCAUGCAGCCUACGCAGGGGACUGGCAGCUUAGCCCGACGGAGGUGUUCCCCACUGUGGUAGGGGAUAUGGACAGCAGUGGCAGCCUCAACGCCCAGGUCCUGCUUCUCUUGGCAGAGCGGCUCCGAGCUAAGGCUGUCUUCCAGACUCAACAGGCCAAGUUCCUGACAUGGCAGUUUGAUGGCGAGUAUCGGGGGGAUGACUACACCGCCACUCUGACCCUGGGAAAUCCUGACCUGAUUGGGGAGUCGGUGAUCAUGGUCGCUCACUUCCUGCAGAGCCUCACUCAUCGGCUGGUGCUGGGAGGAGAGCUGGUCUACCACCGGCGGCCGGGAGAAGAGGGGGCCAUCUUGACCCUGGCUGGGAAGUACUCAGCUCUCCACUGGGUGGCUACAUUGAAUGUGGGUUCAGGUGGGGCCCAUGCAAGUUAUUACCACAAAGCGAAUGAACAGGUGCAGGUUGGAGUGGAGUUUGAGGCAAACACAAGGCUCCAAGACACAACCUUCUCCUUUGGUUACCACCUGACCCUGCCCCAGGCCAACAUGGUGUUUAGAGGCUUGGUGGACAGUAACUGGUGCGUAGGUGCCGUGCUGCAGAAGAAGCUGCCCCCGCUGCCCGUCACCCUGGCCCUCGGAGCCUUCCUCAAUCACUGGCGCAACAGGUUCCACUGUGGCUUCAGUAUCACCGUGGGCUGAGCCUGACCCUGAGCCGGCCCCAUGACAGCUGGAACCUCUGGGGCAGGUGCCCUAUGGCUCAAGACAAGGCCCCCUCUCCAGAGCCCGCCUUGCUGGGCUGCCUCUCGAUGCCCGGAGCAGAGUGGGGCGGGGUCCGUGCCCUCCUCAGCACCGGGGCAGCUGAGGAGCCAGUGGUUUGAGGCUUUCCUCUUGGCCACCAGCUGCACUGUGAUAUUCCCCAUGCUCUUGUGGCUCUGGACUGAAGGAACAAGGAUGAAGAGGAGUGUCCGACUGAAUCCCACCCCGCUCCGUUCUUCAUUUCCCUGCUUUCAUCAGCUUGUCACCCUUUCCUCUUCCGAGCAGCAAUGUCUGCAUGGGAUUAGCCCUGUCUUUUUCACCCCAGAGUGUCCUGAGGCAGGGGGAGUGGGGCUGGGACCUGCCCUUUCCCAGGAGGCGCUUUCUUCCUAGUUCAAAGGCUCACUCCUUCCCUACUUUCUCUGUUCCCAGAGAGCAUCCUGAGCUCUGUGGUCACCCUGCUCCCCCAGGACCACAGCAAGAGGCAGUUACCACUUUAGUCUUUCAUUGCACCCCCUGGGCUCCCUUUCUGCCGGCCCCAGCUGCGUUCCCUUGGCAGUCCAGGGUGUGCAGGUGGGGCUGGGGAGGGCACCGAGCCCGGCCUCAGCUGCAGAUCUCCUGAAGCAGCGGCAUCAAGGCCCACAGUCCCUGGAUGUGCUGUAUCUGGUACCGGUACGCAUUGUUGAUGCUGCGAAGCUCGACCAACAGUCCCAGCAGCUUCGGGUACAGAAACCUUUGGGAGAAGCAGUGGGGUGAUCAGGGAAAGAAGAGCAAAAUGAGGCAACCCAGAGUUCCGUUGUCCUAAAGCCCUAUUCCCCAAACUGUCUCCCGAGCCCCCUGCCCGGUGAAGCUGGGUCUGAACGUUAGGGGAGCUCAUGCUCUGAUGUGACAAAUUCAUCCAAGAUUACGAAGGUCCCCAAGGGGCCUCUCUUCGACAGUGUUGGUUUUUCCUGAGGGCCAAAUGUGGCGAGAGUCCCAGACUUCACAGGAAUUUCUGUUGCAUGGAAUCUGAGGGUCUGGUCUUCUAGAACAUGCUCUAGGAGGUGGCUGUGUUCCAGGGUAAAAAGCAUCCCUUUCUGGCCAAAUUGACUCAUUGAGGAAUGCUCCAGAGCAAAGCAGCAUGUUCCUCAGGUGGACCAUGGACUACGGAGCUGGGGAAUGGUUUGUGACUGAGAGAGCCAAUCACAACUUCAAGGGGAAUGAAGAAGGAGUUGGCCUCCUGGAGAGGGGAGGAAGGACCAAGGCAAAAAGUCUGGCUGCUCAGGGUCUUUAGAAGUCGUGUUAGUCUGGAGUAGGGGUGGGGAGGCGACAGAUGCCAUCAGUCUCAGGAAUGCGGUCACGUGAAGCCUGUGAACUAUUUUGCAUCUCUACUGAAUAAAAAACAAAUCUGGAUAAAGUGAAA